CUGUUAUGCUUCUUAUCUUGUUGAUGUUAUCCUUUUGACGGACGUUUGUGUUCUGCGCGUAGAAUUGAAGAAUAUCAUUUGUCAACAACACGUAUCCUUUCAUCCUUUCAUUGUCACUGCUGUCAUUUUAUAGGGAUGAGUGUACUUCCUAUCAUAAGAGAGGACUUUUUGGCAUAAAGCCUUUCGGUAGUAUAAGGAAGUUAGUGCCAAUCGACUGCAAGUGAAUAUUUUAUGAACUUUCCAGUUUGUUUUGGCAGGAAAAACGUAAAAAGUAUGUAAUUUUGACCAAGCUGACAUAAAACAAUCCGAAGUAAUGGAAAAAAUUCGCCAAUAAUCUUGAAUUAAUGUCAUAUCGGACGAACAACGAGCACAUUCUUAGGCCAAAUUAACAUAAUGAUGAAAAAAUGUCAAUUAUAAUUGCAAUUGUUCUUGUGGGAUUCUUUGAAAUUGGCUCCUCACAAUAUCUGACCAAUACCGUUCAUAAAACCCCAGCCGCGGCGGAAAAAGUGAACCAUCUUUGGUGCUACUCUUGUAAUGCAACCGAGGAUGGCGAGGCAUGUGUUGAGCUGUCUGCAAAUAAUUCCUCUUUUGGUAAAAAGUGCUUUGCUGAUGAAUUCAUCUGUAUGGUUAAACAAUUUUCUUAUACAACGCACACUAGCAACUCGAAUGUGUCGGAGCCCAAGCUUUGGUCCUUGGAACGCAAAUGUAUCAAUACAUGUGAACCGGGUUGCAUAAUCAUAGGCGAACGGACCAAACUUUACGCCUGCACAAGCUGCUGUGACCAAUCUCUGUGCAAUGUUGGGAAGGCUCAAUCGACAAAUAAUUUCGCCCAAACAAGUUGGUGGACCUUGAGCUUGAUGGGAGUCAUCACACAAUAUCUUCCCUUACUACGGAAUUUCCGAUAGAUGAUAAGCGCACUGUACAGAGGAUCAAUGAACGAGAUCCGUUCUAACUUUGACUAUAGAAUUGCCAAAUGUUGCGUAAAAAGCAUAUGAACAAAAUAGACGUUUCAAUCAAAUGGAAACAAGCUAGAACUGAAAUCGAAACAUAUAGAAUGCGGACAAAAAAAAACGAAUUAUUAAGUCUUCUUGCACCUCUCAAAUAAAACUCGGCAUAAAGUUUUGUAGCUUAAGAAAUUCUUCGUUUCAAAUAAUGUCCAUCCGUGUUUGAAUCCAAAUUUUUAAAUUCAAAUAAUUUCCUCGUCCACUUCAACAUAAUAAGAAUUCGAAAAUUUCUUCAUAUUUUCUACAAUUUAGAGAAACAUAAGCAAGUUGGAAGGCCGCCUAAUAGGAAAACCACAGUGUACAAUCGGACAAAGAUUGAGCCAAAGGAGAAAUAAAUUGAGGGCCAAAUAUAACAUAAGUGAGAGAAUAAACGAGCAGAAAUAUUCUUGAGCAGAAUAGUUUGCCAUACAUCUGAUUUUAAGCGAGAUAUGUAGGUUUUUGCUGUCAUUACUUUUAUGUAGUCUAUCGCAAUGAAUAAAAUUUUAUUAAAAAUCAAA
Molecule: messenger RNA, 1501 nt
Organism: Toxorhynchites rutilus septentrionalis
Lineage: Eukaryota; Metazoa; Arthropoda; Insecta; Diptera; Culicidae
Exons: 4
Coding region: 405-905 (166 amino acids)
Source: RefSeq, a predicted model, not a curated record